Messenger RNA from Gallus gallus (chicken), 3060 nucleotides. RefSeq lists its product as uncharacterized. The coding region runs from base 2207 to 2962 and encodes 251 amino acids. The record is from RefSeq and is a predicted model, not a curated record. NCBI's taxonomy places the organism in Eukaryota, Metazoa, Chordata, Aves, Galliformes, Phasianidae. The transcript has 2 exons.
CCCGCCCAGGGCGGCCCCGUCCUGCUGCGGGCCGCGGGGUCCGCCGAGAACCUGGGCCGUGCCCUGCUCCGCCCGCUCGUGCUCGGGGAGUUACGGCUCGUCUUCAUGAAAGCGAGGAGGGUGAGUCGUCUUCCAUAUAUGUAUACGUUGCCCUCCCUCCCCUUAAUUUAAUCACCUUCCUAGGCACCGCGUGCCUUCUGCAUGAGGAAUGCAUACGCCCACUGUUGCGGGCAGGUGUGUGGGAACUCCGAAAUCAGGCUGGAACAGACACAUGGGGCAACUAAACGACUCGUGCAGUCAGUAUCUGGUAACACAACACUGAUUUUACAGCACUAACCAUUAACUUUCACUUUACAAAACAACUUAAGACCAACCAAGGUGAACAAAGUCCCCCGAGGCUCCCUUCAGCCGCUGCAUUCUGGAGCUCUCCGGCCAUGGCCAACAGAGCCCUCACACACAGGCUGAGCUGUACACUGCUCCGCACCUCUGCACAACGUCCCUCAUACUUUGCACUUUGUGCCCUCAUCUUACAGUCACAGAAUUAUUAAGGACGGAAAAGACCACUAAGAUCAUCUAGUCCAACCAUCAGCCCAUCCCCGCCAUGCCUGAUAAUCAUGGAAUGCCCCUCAGUGCCACAUCCACAUGAUUCUUGACCACCUCCCUGGGCAGCCUGUGCCAAUGCCUCACCGCUCUUUCUGAGAAGAAAGUUUACUAACAUCCAACCUGAACCUCUCCUCGUGCAACUUGAGACCAUUACCUCUCAUCCUAUCGCUGUUACCUGGGAGAAGAGGCUGACCCCGACCUCAUCACAACCUCUUUUCAGGUUCUCCCACUUCAACCUCUUGCCAUUCCAAAUGCCACUAGAGAAAAAAAGAAUGUGGAAAGAAGGCACCUUGCAUUAAUCAACAGCACAGAGUGUAAAAUGCCAGAGAAUAAGAAGGGAAACCUUCACAUCUUUUCGAGUAAUGAGAAUGCUGUCAAGUGCAUAGACAUCCUUGAAUAGCUUUAAGUGAGCAAUGAGUUGACUCUCUUAUAAAAGUCACAGCCAUAAUAAUACAGCAGUACCACGAACAACUUCUCCGUUCAGUCAUUGCAUCAAGUGCUUUAACUCCAGAGAGAGCAGAACCAUUUGGCCCCACACCAACUGGAAGUCGCUCAGUGCCACGUGAGAGCACACAGGCAGGGAUCCCAUCGGCGGAUCCAUGAGCUCAAACACACGCACCAGUAAAGCCAUCAAACGCAAGACAAACAUUGACAUGUCUUGUUACACUUCUAAUUAAAUGGAUUUGCAUAGCAUGACUAGUCAUAAAAUUUGCACAAUGCAUACAGUGAUGAAUAACAACAUGAUUUGAAAAGAGUUGGCUAAGAAUGAUCCAACCUAUCUGUGACAGCAGAUACGGGAUCAGGCCUAUAGCAGAACACCGGAUUGCUUCAGUCCCUGCUCAAUUAAAUACAGAAACGCGGCAAAGAAUGGGGAUGGAUUAGAUGGGGAAGUAGGAGACAGAAACUCAGCAGAAAGCAAAAGUCAUCAGUGCUAAUUACCCUGGGCAGUCUCCCCACUGCUUCUGCCUGUGGAAAGAGCGUAGUUUUAAAAUACUUCACCUGUAUGCACAUCAAAAGGUGAAAGUACUUGUAAAGCACCCUGAGAACGAAGAGACCUGACCCAUGCACUAAACUUUGGUGGAAACGUGAAAUAGUUCAAAGCAAAGGCAACGUGCCAAGACCAAAUUAAAAUCUUCUCCUCCAGUGUAUUGCUGACAGCACUCGAUAGAUGAAAUCCUGUGAAGAAUUUGAUGCUGUGUAUAAUUACCAGCACUCUCCUGGCAUCUUCCCAGCGCAUUUGCUAGAUGAACCUGAAAAGCCUGGAGCUGUGGGCUACCUUCUCUGAGGAAAAGACAUUAGAGAAUCAGACAUUGGCAUGAAAACCAUUUGGAUCGGUACUUCAUGUUUUCCCCACAAGCUCCUCACACCUGGACUAUCAAUAUGGAGCAUAAGUCAUUCCAUCACGUGCAUCUCUGAGGGCUCCCAAAGUCAAGAGGAGUCGGUGAUGCUAACUCCACCUGUUUCAAUCAGGCAGCCCAUCCUCUCACGUUUUCUUAGCACACAACUACGGCUCACUUUGCUUGAGCUCUGACAGAUCUCCCAGAAUUCACAUUUUCAAGAAUUUCCUCUAAAUCCACGGAGGUUAUAAAUAUAUCUCAUUUUAAUGAAAGCAAAGGCUGACUUCAAUAGAAGCAAACACGACGUGACUCCAGAAUCAAUACUUGGGAGCGCCCGCAGCAUUACACUGAAACCAGUUUUACAGAAGUCUUCACCCCGAAUACGUGUAAAAGGAGCUACACGUGUACGUUGUUCUACAGCAGCUCCUCACAGCCCACUGCAAUUGGACAACAGGAGUUGUAUGGAGGGGACCUCCCUCCCUCAGGGAAGGCGGGUGGACAGAGUUACCACAGCACCAGCAGCGCGCUGCGGCCUGCCGCGCGGAGCGGGCCGUGCCGCGGGGGCCGCCUGGCGGCCGGCGGGAAACAACGCGGCCCCGCGGAGCGCCGCGGCCGCCUCCCAGCGGCGGGGGGCUCGCGGCUCUCGGGGCCCGUCCGCCACCCGUGAGGCUCCAGAUGAAACACCGGUGCCCGGUGAGCGGGAGCGCAGCGCGGUGCCACGAGGCGAAGCGAACGCAGAAUUCAUCUGCGCCACGGACGUCCUUUCAAAGCGCACCUGCAAAACGUGCGCUGUCGUUUCCAGUUCUGGAGCGACAGAGCCCGCUCGUGCAAUUAGCGAAAACAUCGAGUUAACACGGAGAGGGAAAGAGCUGGAAAACGAUUUGUUAAACGCGGCUCCAAAGAAAACAGCCUGGCAGCCCGUUCCUCCCGUCGGAAGCGAAGCGGCCCGCCAGCCCCGCGCACGGGACUGCGUCUGUGAAAAGGGCUCCCGAGCAAAAGCGCUGCGUACUGCACCUCCUUAACGACAGCCGGCACGUGGAUGGGCCCGCCCGCAGCUGUUGCUCGCUGCCGCAUGCCCACGUUAUAUAAAAUAUGUAUUAAAAGCGUUACGUUGUGGAAA